Molecule: messenger RNA, 1010 nt
Organism: Prosopis cineraria
Lineage: Eukaryota; Viridiplantae; Streptophyta; Magnoliopsida; Fabales; Fabaceae
Product: salicylate carboxymethyltransferase-like
Exons: 4
Coding region: 236-733 (165 amino acids)
Biological process (GO): methylation
Molecular function (GO): S-adenosylmethionine-dependent methyltransferase activity
Source: RefSeq, a predicted model, not a curated record
GAUCAAUCAAAAAAGAAGACGACGACAUUCGAAAGUCUCUCAAGUUCUUGACUAUCAGCCCUAUCUCGAGUCUCAAUCCUUCAAUCCUAGUCCAUAAUGUCAACAAAACAGGGGAAAAAAGCAAAGCGAAACUCUUCCGUCACCUUCCAUCAUUAAAUUAGGAGAUGGAUGAUGGUCGAAGAGAUAAAAGCUACUAUUCAUAUUAUGUGAAAAACUAGCAAAAAGAAGUGAAAACAUGAGAAUGGACGUGGCUCAAGUGUUGCAUAUGAAAGGAGGCACUACAGAAACAAGCUACUCAAACAGUUCUUUAUUCCAGCAAAAGGUGAUUUCAUCAACAAAGCCCAUAAGAGAGGAUGCUAUAACUUGCUUCUGUAGAGAAACAAACCCUCGAAACCUAGCAAUUGCAGAUUUGGGCUGUGCCUCUGGACCAAACACUUUCUUCCUCUCCUUUGAUUUGAUUGAAACUGUGGAGAAGCUUUGCAGAGAACUAAACCAAGAAGCUCCAGAAUACAUGAUCUUCUUGAAUGACCUACCAAGCAACGACUUUAACACAAUCUUUAAGUCUCUUGAAAGCUUUAAACAGAAGCUAAGUAAGGAAGUGGUUGGUGAGACUGGUCCAUGCUACAUCACUGGUGUUCCUGGUUCUUUUUAUGGAAGGAUUCUCCCUACUAAAUAUUUGCAUUUUGUUCAUUCCUCCUACAGUCUUCAUUGGAUGUCUCAGGUACAUAAAUAAGUGAUUUUAUUUCUUUUAAAUUGUAUUGAGUAAUUUAAUUCAUGGCUGUCAGAAUGUGAUCGAACCGGAUGGUUCAACCAAGAACUAGCAUAUGGUAGUCUGGUCAACCAUCAGAGUCAGAUGAAAAGCAAACGUAGGUGCAAAACCUAUAAAAUCUAGUAAAACCGUUUUUUUUUAAUUCUUAAUAACCCAAAACUAUGCUAUUUUGUGUUUUUAUUUGUUUUGUGAUUGGUUUUUCUUUGGUGUCAUAUAUGAUGACUCAUUAGUUAUUUUGGUU